Molecule: messenger RNA, 363 nt
Organism: Mesocestoides corti
Lineage: Eukaryota; Metazoa; Platyhelminthes; Cestoda; Cyclophyllidea; Mesocestoididae
Source: the annotation of a GenBank genome assembly
AUGAUGUCAACGUCCCUUGUUCAGUAUAUAUUGGUACGGACAGAUCUUAAGACGUCUCUCGCCUGGCCACUCGGAGCCAUAAUUGCCCAGGCCUGUCAUGCGUCAACCGCUGCACUUCACAAGUUCGCUAGCCACGAGCAGACACAAGCCUACCUUGCUGACCUCGAUAACAUGCACAAAGUGGUUCUUGGCAUCGAUGACGAGCCUAAAUUGGCCCAAUUCUCCGUGCAGCUGGAGGCGGAGGACAUCGACUUUGUACUGUGGAGAGAGCAGCCUGAAAAUAUUCUUACUGCUCUUGCACUACGACCCUAUAUCAAAAAGGAUGUUUGUCACCUACUAAAGCAAUUUCCUCUUGUAAAAUAA